CGGAUCUGAUAUUAUCUCAAGAACACUAUCAUCAUGGUAUUAAUAAAAUAAAAUAAAGUACAAUAAAAUUAAUAAUAUUAAUAAUAAUAUAAUAGUAUUACGAACCGUAAUGGAGAAAUCGAAAAAUCUUGUAGGCAGUUUUGGUGUUAUGGCGAUAUUGAAUUACUAUUGUUCAUGACAUCAAUAACUUAACGAUCGUUAUACAUUGUGUUCUUUUGAUUUUUUUUUUUUUUUUUUUUUUGUUCCUCGAACAUUUACCGAAGAAAAUAAUUGAACGUUCCUAAUUGGUUUUGGGUUGGUGCAUUGUAUGCCGCGAAGAUACUAGCUUACGAUUUGAUGAAACACUACAAACCGUAACGUUGUUUAAAAUAUCAGCAAGUAAUACAUAUUUUAUUUUGAAAAUUGAUUUCAUUAUUUUAUAAGUGCCAAACCUUUUUAGUAGCAUCUGUUGGCUAAAAAUGAUUUUCCAAAUAAAUAUAACACUGUAAUCUUAUCAUAAGUUAUUUAUUUUCAUUAUAUGGUUUUAUUUAUAAUCAAAGUAUUAUGAAAAGAACCAUAGUCUAACCCAACUAUUUAACUUUUAGGAUUAUUCACUUUUCACAAAUAGAUUUUGUGUAAUAAUUAUGAUGUUAAUGAUCUAUAGUACAGGGUAUAAUUUUGUUUAUAGACAAGGGUUAUCUAUACUAUACCUAUUACGUAUACUGGUUUGCAGUAGUCGAGACACGCUUCUUUCUGUAGCUUUAGCAAAUUGUACUCCAAAAGAUUACACCAUCUUUUUUUACUAACCUAUAUAAGUAGUAAACUCUUUAUGAACUAUUGGUUUAUUUUGUUACAAUUAAAUUAUUUAGUGUAUUAUGCCGCCAUAUUGCAUUUCUUAGCGAUGCUUGAUUAACCUCUAUUUUAAAUAAAUAAGGGUGUUAUUAUCUUGUUACACAGUAUUAAUAACAUUUUUUUUUUUAAAGUGUAUGGUAUAAUUUUGUCACUUUAUUCAUAUUUAGUAUUUAGAACAUUAAAAUUGUUACCUACCAAAAUAAGUUAUCGUUUCAUAAAAAAAAUAAACAGUUUAGUGGACCUAAAAUAUAAGUAUUUUUUCUAAUUAUUUAAGAUAAUACCUAUAGAAUUCCAAAUAUUAAAUAGUUAAAUAAAAUUGUUGUAGUAAUAAAUAGACUUAAAUAUUUUCAUGUCUUUUAUAAAAUUGUUUUCUUUAAUUUUGGACUUUUACAAAUGCAUUAGUUUCAUAUUUUAGGAAUUGUAUUUAUUGUAUAUCCUGUACCUACUAUAUUUUAUAUAGUAUUGAAUCAAAUAUACACUCAAUAUACAACUUUUAUGAUUUGAGUACUUUAAGAGAACAUUAAAUUCUUUAUAAUAGUGUAAUUUUAUAAUUAUCUUCUUUACUUAUUUGUACUAUAAACAAAUAAAAUUAAUUAACCUAAAAAUAAUUUGUUAAUCAUUUGUAUAUUUAUUACAAUUUAAUUGUAAAUAUAUCUGUUAUCUAUCAGUUAUACCAUCAUCAAUAAAUAAAACCAAUAACCAGUGUAUAAAAUAAUACAACUAUUCCCCAUUUACACAUUGGCUAUGUAUUUUAAAUUCAAAACAGAAUAGUUUAUAAUUAUAGUUACAUUUUAAUCAUUAAUAAUUAAUUUAAAAAACUAAUUUAUUACAGACAUGAACGGUGUUGAAAUUGUAUUAACAGAAAAAUCAGGAGAAAAACGUCUAGUAGCUGUUCAAGGAGGAACUGUUGAAAAUACAGAUGAUCGACGGUAAAAAAUUAUUUCUUGUAUAAUUUUUAAUAUUUUUAUUUAAGUAUUAUUUCAGUAUUUAAAAAGGUUUUGUAUUUUAAUUUCUAAAACUGAAUAAAUAAUGCAUUAUCAUUAAACCCAUUACUUAUUUCUAUAAAAAAAAAAAUGUGUUUAUAUCAUAAUUUGCUAAUCUUAAAGCUUUUAAAAAUUAUAUUAAAUACCUACUAAGUAGCAUUUGUGUAAAAUUAAUAAAAAGGUAAUUAUUUUUCACGUAUAAAGUAAAUUAUAAUAUAAUCAAAUUUUUUCUAUGGCUUUGGUGUAAUAUUAUCAAAUAUUUAAUUUAUUUAAAAAAUUAUUCAAAGAUGAACUUACUUAUUGAUAAAUAGUUUGUAUGAACACUAAAAUACCUAUAUUUCUUCAUAAAGUGGCUUUAAAUUAUUACGUACUCCAAAAUCACAAUGCAUUUUAGGAAUAUUCUAUGCAUUUACACAAUUUUAUUUAUAAAAUAGGUAUUAAUUUUUUAAUAAAAUCUAUUACAUUUUUUAUAUUUAGAUAUAUUUAUACAUACAUACAUUUUGUGAACAUAAACAUAACUUUAAUUUCAAUGUACCCAUACACUAUUAUAAAUAGUAUACAGUAAAAAUGUUUAUGAAUUUAAGUUUAUAAAUAAAUAAUUAUUAAAAUGGAGGUUACUCUAAUAGUCUUAGGUGAAUUAAAUUAUUGACACAUUUUUACAUAAAAAUAACACAUGUUCAUUUUAAAGUUAUUUAUAUUGUUAUAAUUUUUGUUAAGGUUUUAAAUGUAGAAACAUUUCUUUGUAGUUUUAAUAAUUUUUUACUAAUAAAUUGCCCACUUCAUUAUUAAUUAUUUUGAUUUAGUUGUAAUAAACUUUUUUUAAUUUUAUUAUUUUGUCAAAAUUAAAAUCCAAAUUAUCAAAUAUGAUAUAAUCAUUUAUUACUGUAAUUAUUUAAGAAUUAUCUAAAUUAUUUGAAAUAUGUUUUGAGGAUAAAAUUAUGUUUGUGUUUAAACUUCAUACAUGUGAUUCAUUGGCGAAUUAUAAAUCCUACCUAGCUUUGUACUUUACUAGUCGUGGGUUUGGAUUCAAGUAGUUUUAUAUUUUAAUAUGUAAUUGAUCAAAAAGGCUAAAUUGUGUUUAAAUAUUUUACUAAUUAUAACUAUUCGAUUUAGAUACAUAAAUUAUCUAAAAAUGAAAGAUAGAAUUUUUUGUUAAAAAAAUGUUGUGCCACCAAAAAAUUUUUUGACAACAACAAUAUCCAUUUACAAUAUAAUUUAUAUUGAUCCUAUAAACACUCAAAUUAUUUUAUUUUUAAGAACACCAUCAAAUUUUAUUUUUUUUAAAUACUUAAAAUAAAACUAACUAGAGACACAAAGCUAUUUUCUAAUACUAACAUAACUAUUAGAAUUAUUAUUAACUAUUCAGAAAUAUAAGUCUGUUUCUAGUUAACUAUAGUUUAAUUAUAAAUAAAAUAACCUUUAACUACAUGUUUAAACUGCCUAUAACAACAUGUUUUAAUAUUUGUAAUAAAAGAAAAAAAUGUAAAAUAUAUUAAGGUAAUAUUACUAUUAAAUAUGAAAUACUACUUUCAAGAAUAAUAAAAUUAAAAUAGAAUCACUUUUACAUAUCUUUAAACUGUUAUAACUUAUCAGUGGUAAAUCUGAUAAUAGUGUUAUAUAUAUCAAAACGUUAAAAAAAAUUGUUUCUAUUUAAAUCUGUUAUUUAAGAGGGUGGGGGGGGGUUAUUUAAAAAUCCUAUUAGCUUCUCAUUUCAGGUAUCACGAAUAAAGGUGAAAAAUUUAAAAUAGUGUUAAACUAAAUCUUAAUGAUUCCAUAAUAAUUAAAAAGUCUAAUUCACUAAAUAUCCUCCAAGAAAAUUGUUAAUUCAUGAUAAAUAAUUCCUCUGUAUUAUAAAUUAAUAAGAAAAAAAACAUACAUUUUUUGGUAAACAAUUAAAUUGAUUAGCUCAGAGUAUUACAUCAUAAUUUAAUAAAAUAUAAUAAUAAGUUAUUAUAUACUAGUUUCAGUUAUAAUAUAGAAAAAAUAAACACAAUUUGUAUAAAUUAUUUAAUUAUUUCUUCAUGUAUGGUUUCAGCCAUUAAGAUCAUAUUAUACCAUGCCGCCUGAUUUUAUCUUCUGCGACUUGUCUCCAGCUAGCAUGUACUUCGGUUUGUUUAAUUUCCUUCACACAGUCUCCCCACCUCAACUUGGGUCUCCAAUAAGUUCUUCCUUUAUCAUCUCUAUCAUAUAAAGGAUCCUUGUAUAAGCCUGACAUGGCCUACCUUAGUCUUAUCAUAUAUAUUUCUUUAACGAUAUUAGUUCUCUGAAAAUGCCUUUGCAGUUCAAAAUUAUGCAAUUUAUUGUAUUGUGUAAUUAUUUAAUAUUUAUUUUCGAUUUUUUUUUAUUAAAUAGUGUACUAUAUUAUAUAAUAAACUAAUUCCUAUUAAUUCUUAAUAUUUCAGAGGUCAUGAAAAUAUUGGAUAUGGAAUAUUUGUUCAAGGAUUAAAUGGAGUAAGUAACAUUACCUACAUUGCAAUAAAGUUUAAAUACAUUUUAGUGUUGACAUUUUUAAUUUUCUCAAACUUGUUAACAAGAUAUUAAACUUUUAAGCUUGGUUAGAGGAGAAAUUGUACUGCUAGUGAGUCACUAAAACUCAAUUUUUUCAGUUAUAAAUCUGCCUUGGAAAAAUUGUAAUGUAAUCACCUUUUUUUUUUAUAACUUGUUAAUUAUUAUAGGGGAUAUCAAAUUUUAACUGUCCUAUAGUAAUUGGAUAAAAUUUCUAAACGGCCUUUUUGAAUUUGGCCUUAAGUUUAUUUGUAUAAAUAAUUUUCAUUAUUUAAAAUUAAACUCAGACCUAUCAAAAUUUUAUUUUUAGAAUUUUAAAAUGUGAAAUUGAACAAACUAAUUUAAUGUAAAGAUAAUCGAUUUCAAGAAAAUUGUAUGACAAGUUAAAUUAUGUUUUCUGUAUUUUUUUUUCAUUAGCUAGAAUAGUUAAUAUAAUAGCAAAAGAUUGAUACUUUUAGACAAAAAUAAAAUCCUUCUCAGCUAUAUUUCUUUCCUAUAAAUGGGUACCGAGUAAUAAAUUAGUGGAAGUUUUAUAAUUAAGGUGAUCAUUUAAAUGUAUAAAAAACGUUCAAACUUGAGAAAAUUUGAAAACCCGUUUAACAAUCAACUUAAAAAAAAAUUUUUUCACUAUUAAAUUUUUUUUUUUGUCAUACAAUUUGAUAAAUAAUGAAAGUGAAAUAUAUAUAUAUAUAUUCCUUCAAUGGGUUGGUGGAAAUUUAAAAUUUUAACAGCAAAUAUAUUUAAACUAAAAUUUCAUCCAUUUAUGGAAUAUUUAAUAUAGGUUUUUUUUUUUUUUUUUGAAACUAUUUGAAAAUCAAAAGUGGGUGAUGAUUUGACUAUCAAAAAGUAAUGUCAAUGUACAUUUUAGAGCUGUUUAUUUUAAUAUUGUCCAAAAACCAAAUUACAAAAAAAGUUCCAAGAUAAUGAGUGUCUGAUCAAAGGUUGUUCACUCUUUAUAUUAGCUUAGCUGAUAUUAUGUUUUGAUAUCUUAUCCUUAAAAUAUUAUAUUUUUUUUUUAAAUAAUAUACCCAUUAAUUUAUUAUAAAUUCAUAUUUAAAUAUUUUAGUUUAUACAAUUCUAUUGUUAAAUUUGUUUUACAAAUUGUUUGUUGUAGGAUUUAGCACAUUUGUUGUUGGAUCAAGAGGAAGUGGGGACUAUGACUGUAGAAAGUUUGGCUAAAAUAAUCAAUGGUCAAGAAGCAAUAAGUGUAUCUGGACAAAUCCAAAUAAAUAAUAUAAAAAUUGAAAAUGUGGACUUGGCUAACCAUGAUGGUACAACUGAAAUAUACAUUGCUGAUGAAAAGAAUACAAUUGCGAUUGACAUGGCUAAUGAAGCUGUUGCAAACUGUCAGAGUCUUAUGCGCCCUGACCCAAUGGAUGAGUUACAAUGUCAAAAAUGUGGUAAACGAUUUGCAGAUAUUAAUACUUUAAAAUCGCAUGAGGUAACUCAUGAAGAGAAUCAAAAUAUAGAAUGUAAAUUUCUGUGUACUGUUUGUGGAGAAAAAUUUGACAAGGCGAAUGCAUUGAGUGCACAUUUGGUUAAUCACCGUAAUAUAAAAUUACAUCAUUGUGAAGUCUGUGGAUUAGUAUUUUCUGAUGACCAAUCAUUAAAAGAACAUGCUCAAAUACACUCUCGCCAAAAACUACACACAUGUCAGAAGUAGGUUUUCAUAAAUAAACACAAUAUAUUUCAUUGAUUGAUAUAAAUAAUUGAUGUUCAUGCUUUUUAUAGGUGCGACAAGAAAUUUCCUUCAAGUUAUAGAUUGUUUCGUCAUAUGACGAUUCAUACAGAAAAUCCACCAUUUGUUUGUGAUCAAUGCGGUGUUUCUGUGGCAAAUAAGAGUGAUUUAAAGCUUCAUAUUAUGAAACAUACUGGUAGCGCUGUGUAUACAUGUACUGAGUGUGACAAGAGCUUUCUAAAACCAUCUUGUCUGCAACGGCAUUCCAGUGUUCACACAGGAGAACGACCAUUACACUGUAAAACUUGUAAUAUGACAUUUUCUUAUUCCAGUAAUUUGUGUGGACACUUGAUAGCUAAUUCUAAAGCAAAACCACAUCCAUGUACUAUGUGUGAUAAAUCUUUUCGUCGCCCAUCAGAUUUAGAGCGCCACAUGAUGAUUCAUACAGGGGAACGUCCUUUUGUGUGUCAGGUUUGCUCGAUGUCAUUUAUUACUAACUACAAUUUGAAGGUACAUUCAAUGAUCCACAAUGGCGGUUUACCGUAUCCUUGUACUUCAUGUGACAAAGCUUUUAGCAAACCUUCAGAAUUGCAGAGACACAAAUUGGUACAUUCAAGAGAAAAACCAUUUUCGUGUGUCAAAUGUGAAGCAACAUUCACAAACCAGAGUAACCUUAAGGCUCAUAUGAUAACCCAUACAGGACGAAAACCAUUUCCUUGUCGUAUUUGUAAUAAAGGAUUUACUCGUCCGUCGGAUGUUAAACGACAUAUGCUUACUCAUACUGGUUGCCGUCCAUUCGCAUGUGAUGUAUGUGGUUUAGCUUUUGCUGAUUCUUCAAAUUUGAAAAAACACUCUUUGACCCAUUCUAAAGAUGAUCAAAAACUCGCUUUGCAACAUCAAUGUCCUUCAUGCUGUAUAUCAUUUUUCUCAUAUGAGCAACUCAACGAACAUAUGAUCUCUGGAAAUUGUACUAAUAAUAGUGGCCAGGCUGAACCUAAGUAUUCAUGUAAAGAAUGUGGCGCUACAUUUAAUCACGCAUUACACUUGCAGGAGCAUGCCAUCAUGCAUUCCAAUCAUCGAUCUGUGCAUAGAUGUGACGUAUGUAACAAAACAUUUAUUCAAGAAUCUUUUUUAAUUGCACAUAAGGCUUCUCAUACUGAGUCACGCCCUCAUCGUUGUGAUAUCUGUUUGAAGAGAUUUAAAAGUACAUCCCAUUUGAAGAAUCAUGUAAUGAUACAUUCAGGCGUUAAGCCAUUUGAAUGUACAGUAUGCAGCAAGUCAUUUUUAAAAUUAGCCUCGUUGAGACGCCAUUAUGCAACACACGACCGUGUAAAUUUUUCAUCAGCUGUCUGCCAUCAAUGUGGCAAAUCUUUUCUCAAUCAAGAAUAUUUGAAGAAACAUAGUGUAGUACAUGCAGACACAUAAUACACAAAUACAUAUUAAAGAGUUUCUCAUUAUUAUCAUUAUUAAUUAUAAUACAACUAGUGUAUAUUAUUACUAUAUUGGUCACUUACAGUUUCUCUAGUGGAUACAUUAAAAUGUAUAGGUUAUAUAAUUAGUUUGUUAAUUAAUUUGUGUGUAAAUAUUAUUUCUUUUUAAUUAUUCUUAACAAUUUCUUUAUUAGGUAUUUUAAAUUCUAUAUUCCUUUUGAAGUUUAUUUAAUCAUUAUAUUAAAUCUGAAAUUUAUAAACUGAUCAAAGAGAUUAUAGUUGUUUAUAUGCAAAUUGUAUAAUAGCUUAAAUUAUUUUUAAGGAUUAAUUUUUAUUUAUGUCAAAUGCGUCAUGUCAUAAGAACAUAUUUACACCAAAUGUAAUUAAUCAUUGAUUUAAUUGUUAUAGUUUUUAUCUUAAUAUUAUAUUAAUAAUGUUUUAUUUUAAAAUAUACUAGAAUAUAGGAAUAAAUUUCAUAUAUUACACAUAUCUCUUGUUCUUUCCAAGGAUAAAUUACAACACUUAGAAUUUUGUACUUAAUUCUGUUUGGUCUAAAAUUCUGGGUUAUCAAUUUGAAUUCAUUUUAUUAAUAAUCCGGAUCUUAAAUCAAGGUAAAUUAUAAAUGCUAAUAUUAAAUUAAAUUUAGAAUGUAAAUAAUAUGACUAAGCAAUACUAUAAUAUUAUAUUGUAUUCAUUGAUAAAUUUCUGUCUUUAGAAAAAUAUAGAUAAGCUUUAUUACUGUGUAUAUAACAAAAUAGCUCUAUGCUAAUUAUAUAUAUAUGUAUUAUUAUUGUAUAUUUAUAUAAUAUGCAAGUAUUUUAGUGUUUUGAUCAUAAUAUAAUAUAUUUUUAGUAUUGUCAUUUUUCAAUUUGUACACUUGUAUUUUAAAAAUAGCUUUAUUUGAAAAAUAAAAAAAUAUUUGUAGCAAAAACAAUGGAAAUAGCUUUAAUAUCAAUUUUAAAUAGUGUAUAAUUUAUAAAAUAUAGUAUGUUCAUUGUAUUAAUACAUACUCAAAACACUUGUACAUUUUUGGUUCAAAUAUUAUUAUAUUAUAAUAGUUUUCUCAUCACAUCACUGUUGAAGUCUGACUUAAACAUUUGAACAAAAUUAUAAGCCCAAAUUUCCUUGUUUCCGACGAAGUGUUGGAGUACCAGGUUCCCAUUUACCCGGAGUAAUGAUUUCAACUCUAAAUUAUAUUAUUAUUUCAAUUACCAAAUAUAACAAAAUGUUUUGAUUCAUUAAUUUUCUAAAAAAAUAAAAUAUUUACUUUCUGAUGCUUGCCAAUUGUUUACGUUCCUCCUCAAGCUUUCGUGCUUUCAUCUCUUCUUGUGCUAUUCUCAUGGAACCUUCCAUUUCCUGUAAAGUUUCCAUGGUCUGGCGUUUAGCUGACCCAGAUUUUCCAGUCUCUUUCACAGUGAAGAACAUUGGACCCAAUUCAGCUAACCAGUGACCAUCUACAGCAGUCACAGUUUGCAUGUAUUCCUAUUAAA
Molecule: messenger RNA, 8917 nt
Organism: Cinara cedri
Lineage: Eukaryota; Metazoa; Arthropoda; Insecta; Hemiptera; Aphididae
Source: the annotation of a GenBank genome assembly